AUGGCACAACAAGCAGCUGAGAAUAAUCGUGUUCCGGAACAAGUAUCAAGACAUUACGCCAAAGGAGCUGUUCCCCAUAUUUGCCCCAUUAUGCUUGAGAUUCUCACCCACCAAGAUGAAAACGACGACGACGAUGAUUGGACUCCAUCAAAAGCUGCAGGUGUUUGUAUUAUGUUAAUGGCACAGUGUGUGGGCGACACCAUUCUCGAUCCUGUCAUGCCGUUUUUGAAGCAUUUCAGUAGUAAUAAUUGGAAAUAUAAAGAAGCUGCUAUUAUGGCAUUUGGGAGCAUACUUGAUGGUCCUGAUCCAAACAAGUUGAUGGGUCUCGUCGAGCAAGCGAUGCCGGCUCUUAUAGAGAGCAUGGCAGAGAAGAAUGUUACCAUACGUGAUACCUGUGCAUGGACAAUUGGGCGUGUACUAGAAAUCUGCCCAGAAGUAGUAAACAAAGAUGGUAUGCUGGCACGUCUACUUCCCUCACUUAGUCAAGCGCUUCAUCAAGAACCCAGAGUUGCUGCGAAUGUUUGCUGGGCCCUGGUAGCCCUUGUGAAAGCCGCAUAUGAUAUGGCUUGUAGCCAAGGAACCGAUAGCUCGGGACAGCCCGAAACUUACGCUCUUUCACCUUGCUUUGAAGCAAUGAUCAGCGAAUUGAUUAAAACAACAGACAGGCAA
Strongylus vulgaris is the source of this 669-nucleotide messenger RNA. Lineage: Eukaryota; Metazoa; Nematoda; Chromadorea; Rhabditida; Strongylidae. The record is from the annotation of a GenBank genome assembly.